GCAACAUUUUCAGCUCCUUGCGGCAGCCGAAGGCAAAGUGAAGGCUAGAAAGAGUUUUUUCCCCGAAGAAAACGCAAGCAAAGCGAUUGUUUAUCCUCAGCCUGCGGCACCAGUUUCGCUUUAACAGGUUUGUGGAUGUUGUUUUAAUAAUUCCUCACUUUACGACGAAAUUUGUACGCGUAAAAGUGUGCGGUGCAGACACAUUCCGUGCGUACGGUCACAAAAGCCGGCUUUUCGUUGCUGCUCUCCCUCUCGCUGAGGUCUGAUACUGGUGGCCAUGGCUGCGGAUGAGGCACAACUCAUCUACGAGCUGCGAAAUGUGGGGUAUGAAGGACCGUUUCUCGAUCAGAACUAUGCGUCGACGGCAAUCUUUGCGGGGCCGCAGAGCGGCGAGUUUCAGGACAUCGUCCUGUGGCUGACGGAGGAGAUCCGCAUCCUCGGCAAGCUGGACGAGCGCGUUGGGAAGAGUGAAGAUGCCAGCUCGUUCAUACUGGAGCUGUCCGCUUUUCUCAAGGAGCUCACCUGCCCGUACGCGAGCCUCACGUCCGGCCAUGUGUCGGACCGGUUGCAAACGCUCGAAUCGAAGCUGCUCCUGCUAGACUACCUGAUCAACGAGCUGAUGGCGUUCAAAAUGCUCGAAUCGCUCAAGCCGAAGGAAAAGUCGACCGUCAUCACGCUGCACGAAUCGCCGACCGCGGCCGCGCUGAAGGACAUCUGCAUCACGCUCGGCAUGGGCAAGCCGCCGAACAAUGUGCCACCGAAGGCACUGUUCGAGCGCAUUAACGCGAGCCUCGACGAGACGAUCCGGAAGGCGGGCGAGAACCGGCUCAGCAAACCGCUGUUCAGCCCGAAGGAGCGCCUGACGGCCGAACAGUGGGCCAAGCUGGAGAAGCUGCAGAAAGAUCUGGACAGCGAGUACGAUCUGCGGCGCAAGAUGCUGCUCACCCGGCUAGACGUGACGAUCCAGAGCUUCCGGUGGUCGAGCCGCGUCAAGGACAAGGAAGGCGUGAUUGCGGACCGGUACGCGGAAAAGCGCAAACUGCUCGACACGAUGGAGGUCGGUGGGCGCGACACGGACAUUGCGGCGCUGCUGGCGGCCCGCGAAACGCUCGCCAUCAUCGAGAAGACGAGCAGCGCGUCGGUGCGCAAGAACACCAAGAGCAAGAUCCAGCGGCACAUCAUUGGGCGCGUGCCGGACAGGGGCGGACGAGCGUACGAGCACAAUCCGCCGCCGCUGGAAAUGCCGUCCUGGCAAACGCAGCGCAACACUGGCGGCGGUGGUGGUGGUGGUCGUGGUGGGUUUGGCGGUGGCAGGGAUAUGGCUGGAGGCGGACGAGGCGGCGGUAAUAAUGCCGGUGGUGGAGGAUUUCAGCAACAGCAGCAGCAGGGAAAUUACUCCAACAAGGGCUAUAACCAGGGAGGAGGUCAAAACUACCAUCAGGGAGGCAGAGGAGGAUACAACCAUGGUGCCGGAAACGGUACGGGUGGUGGCGGUGGCGGUGGUGGCUUCCAUCAAGGUGGAGGAGGUGGUGGAGGUCACAAUCAGAACCGGGGCAGUCGUGUACAAGGCGGCUGGUCGCAACCUCAACAGGAUUACAACCACAGCGGGUACGGAUCGGGAUCGGGACGCAGCAGCUACAGCAGUGGCAGCGAUCAGUACAGCAACAAUUCCGGCAGCAGCAGUCGGGCCGGCUACAGUGACCAUCGCGGCGGAGGCAACUACAGCGACCGUGGCUACGGAGGAUCGGACCGUGGGUAUGGGGGCGAUCGGGGCGGUGGUUACGGCGGCGGUGGUGACCGAGGUGGUAACGCCGGCUAUGGAGACAACCGCAACAACUACGACAACGAGUACAGCAGCCGGGGUGGCGGUCGUGGAGGCGGCGGACGUUCCAACUACAAUCGAGGGGGUGGACGGCGCUGAAAUCCAUUCCCGUGGUCACGUUUCAGUGUGCAUUUUCUACUCGUUUCCUGCCAUACAAAGAAAAUUGGCAUAAGAUACAUGUUCGGAUCAUACUAUCAAUAAACAAGCGGCAG
Molecule: messenger RNA, 2034 nt
Organism: Anopheles arabiensis
Lineage: Eukaryota; Metazoa; Arthropoda; Insecta; Diptera; Culicidae
Product: protein FAM98A-like
Exons: 5
Coding region: 278-1921 (547 amino acids)
Cellular component (GO): tRNA-splicing ligase complex
Source: RefSeq, a predicted model, not a curated record